UGCAACUUUUGUUUUCGAAUUUAUCUUUUUUCUCUUCCUCAAUUUUCUUUUUCUUUUUCUCUCCUAAUCUCGCCUUUUUUAAAGUUCAUUCAGAAAACAUGAGCACCAACACAUCCGAAAUCCUGAGCCCUGAGGAGAAGCUCACGCUCAUCAAGCGCAACUUGCAGGAGGUCCUUGGCGAGGCUGAGCUCGUGAAGAUCCUCGCCGAGCGCGAUAUCAGCCUGUACUGGGGUACCGCGCCCACGGGCAGACCCCACGUUGGCUACUUUGUGGCCAUGACGAAGAUUGCCGACUACCUGAGAGCCGGCUGCCAUGUUACCAUUUUAUUGGCCGACAUUCACGCGUUCCUAGAUAACCUGAAGUCGUCGAUCGAACUGGUCAAAUCGCGCACAAAGUACUACGAGCAGACCAUCAAGGCCAUGCUGAACUCGAUUGGCGUUCCCCUGGAAAAGCUCACCUUUGUUGUCGGCAGCAGCUUCGAGCUGACACCCGAGUACUCGAUGGACAACUACCGCCUGGCCUCUCUGGUAACCGAGCACGACGCCAAAAAGGCGGGUGCUGAGGUCGUUAAGCAGGUCGACUCGGCGCUACUCUCGGGUCUUCUAUACCCCGGCAUGCAGGCCCUUGAUGAGGAGUACCUCAAGGUUGACGCGCAGUUUGGUGGUGUCGACCAGCGCAAGAUCUUUACGUUCGCCGAGAAGUACAUGCCGCAGCUCGGAUACAAGAAGCGCAUCCAUCUGAUGAACCCCAUGGUUCCCGGCCUGCAGGGCUCUAAGAUGUCAUCCUCAGACCCUGACUCGAAGAUCGACAUUCUGGACGACGAGAAGGCAGUUUUGAAGAAGCUGAAAAAGGCGUUCUGCGAGGAAGGCAACAUCACAGAAAACGGCAUCCUGUCGUUUAUCAAGUUUGUACUGAUGCCCGUCAGCAGCCUGCGCGCUGGCCAAGCGGAGUUUGUCAUCAAGCGGCCCGAGCAGUACGGCGGAAACAGCGUGUACAACGACUUUGCGUCCCUCGAGCGUGACUUUGCUGACAAGAACAUCCACCCGGGCGAUCUCAAGAACAGCACCGCCGCGGCCCUGAACGCGCUGCUGGAGCCUGUGCGCCAGCACUUUGCCGUGCCUGAGAUGCAGCAGCUUAUCCUGGAGGCCUACCCGCCGCCACAAGCCAAGGCCAAGCCCGUCAAGCAGAAGAAGAAGCACAACGUGCGCCCCGAUGCGCAGGCGCCUACUGCUGAGACCUCUGCAUCUGUCAUUGAGGCCGUCGAGAAGCUCGCCAAUGCUCAGAUCUAGAGAUGGCGCCGAGGGCAUACGCCGACUCUACAUAUGGCCAUAUGGUAAAUGUUAUUCUUUGCAGCAGUCUUUAUCUCUGCUCUGCUGUGUUUUGAUUUGUUUAUUUUUGGAAUAGAGUUUCAUUUUUUUGCAAAGGUUAAAUAUACACCAUACUCCAAAAUAA
Messenger RNA from Kickxella alabastrina, 1452 nucleotides. RefSeq names its product tyrosyl-tRNA synthetase. The coding region runs from base 99 to 1289 and encodes 396 amino acids. The record is from RefSeq and is a predicted model, not a curated record. Gene Ontology annotation, molecular function: tyrosine-tRNA ligase activity; ATP binding. The transcript has a single exon. Gene Ontology annotation, biological process: tyrosyl-tRNA aminoacylation. Lineage: Eukaryota; Fungi; Kickxellomycota; Kickxellomycetes; Kickxellales; Kickxellaceae.